AUUUAUUUCCUCUUUUUUCUCACUCCACGUACUCCGCGCUCCAUCCUCGCCGCGUGUGGCCAUGGCUCGCGCGACCUGCCUCUGCCCUUCGUCGCUCUCCCGCGCUCUUCUCCCCAUUCUCUAUCACCGAACCACCCUCUCCUCUUCAGUUUUCGGGCAAAACCGCUUCGGCUCCGCCGUGCGGCGCAGAUACUCUACGAACCAGACCAGAUUUCACGUCGCUCCAGUUCAGGCCAAGGCCAAGCGAGGUUUGACCUCCAAACCAGAGGAAGUAGCUUCCGUUGAGGAUCUUCAAUUUGAUGUGCCACUCAAAAUCGUGGAAUAUCCAGAUCCAAAAUUGAGAGUGAGAAAUAAGAGAAUCGAGACAUUUGACGACAAUUUGAAGAAGUUAGUUGAUGAGAUGUUCAAAGUUAUGUACAAAACUGAUGGAUAUGGGCUCUCAGCACCCCAAGUAGGAGUUAAUGUUCAACUAAUGGUGUUUAAUCCAGCUGGUGAGGAGGGUGAAGGGCAGGAAAUUGUCCUUGUAAACCCAAAAGUUAACAAAUAUUCAAAGAAGACACGGAUCUUUAAUGAAGGGUGCCUCUCUUUUCCAGGGAUCUAUGCUGAUGUAGAGAGACCAGAAUCUCUAAAGAUUGACGCACAAGAUGUACAUGGUGCCAGGUUUACAGUUGACAUGUCAGGUUUUACUGCACGGAUAUUCCAGCAUGAAUUUGACCAUUUGCAGGGGAUUCUUUUCUUUGACAGAAUGACUGAAGAGGUUCUUGAUAGUAUUCUUAUGGAGCUAAAGGUGCUAUAUUCUAGAUAGGAAAUGUUAUGUGUAGGAUUCUGAUGAAGUUUGCAGUUGAAGAAAAAAUGUUUUAAUUUUUGCUUUCCACUGAUUUAAUCUACAGGCAUUAGAAAAGAAGUAUGAGCAGAAGACUGGCCUUCCAAGCCCCGAAAAAAUAGAAACACGGAAGAGGAGGAAAGCUGCUGUUGGUUUUGGAAAAUCAUGAACAUAAUGACAGCCAUGAGGUUUCAUAUAGAAUUAAUUCAUUAAAUAUUCAUCUUCAGCUAAUUCAAUCAUUUAUGCUUUAGUCUUCUUAGGUUCUGUAGUAUAUUGCAGCUGGCUUGAUACUGAAGGAACUGCUCAGUCUAAGUUGCCAAGCGGUAACAUGAAUUGAAUAUGUGAACCAUGGAAAAUUUUUGAAGGUGCAAAGGAUAGGCACUUGAAUGAUGUUGUCAGUCUUAGAGAGAUAUGUGAUUGAUAUAUCUUGUGCUAUCUCAUGAUGCAAGUAAAAGUCAUCUAUAUGUAAUCUCAUUUAUUGAGAAAAAUAGGAAGAUAAAAGCCAACCUUAGAGCUUUUGACAGGUUCUGCCUUUUAUUCACAUAUAUAUAUACAUAUAUAUAUAUAUCCAUCUUUGUUACUAUUUGUACGGCAUGUUACUUUUGCAUACAGUGAAAAUUUCAGAAGCUUCACCUUAAGAUGAUUUUUGAGAUGUUUUUCUGCAAUUCUUUACUGUUAUUGGUUGAUCAACAGCCUGUAAUAUUUAGAAU
Rubroshorea leprosula is the source of this 1533-nucleotide messenger RNA. Lineage: Eukaryota; Viridiplantae; Streptophyta; Magnoliopsida; Malvales; Dipterocarpaceae. The record is from the annotation of a GenBank genome assembly.